AUGAACAAGUACAAUGAAACAUAUCUCAAACUCAUCCGAGGUGGUUCUAAAUCUAGUCACAAGAAGAGAAGUUUGUUCUCCAAGAAAGCUAAAGUUACCACCACUGUAGUUUCUCUCUUUUGCUUAGUAGCAACUUUCUGUUAUUUUGGACCCUCCAAUAAUUACAUAAUUUCAGGUGAUUCCGUUCGAAAUCAAAACCCUUCAUCCAUCCACAUAAACAUACACAAAGAACAAGAAUUUCCACUUAGAUGCACCAAAAGAAACAAGACUGAGGCACAAACAUGUCCAAGAGACUACUUUCCUACAAAACAUAACCCAACAAAUCAAAAUAGCAAUGUUUGUCCCUCAUACUUUAGAUGGAUCCAUGAAGAUCUAAAGCCAUGGAGAGAACAAGGGAUCACAAAGGAAAUGCUGGAAGGAGCAAGAAGAACAGCACACUUUAAGAUUGUGAUUGUGGAUGGAAAGUUGUAUGUGGAAAGGUACAGAAAAUCAUUUCACACAAGAGAUGUUUUCACUUUGUGGAGUAUUGUGCAACUGUUAAGGUUGUAUCCUGGCAAGUUACCUGAUUUAGAACUAUUGUUCGAUUGCGAAGAUAGACCUGUUAUUCGGUUGGAUAAGUUUCAAGGCCCAAAUGCUUCGCCGCCACCUUUGUUUGGAUAUUGUUCUGAUCAAUCAAGCUUGGACAUUGUUUUUCCUGAUUGGUCUUUUUGGGGAUGGGCUGAGAUAAAUAUAAAGCCAUGGAAUGGAAUCUUGAAAGAUAUAAAAGAAGGAAUUGAAAGGACUAAGUGGAAGGAUAGAGUACCUUAUGCUUAUUGGAAAGGGAACCCUACAGUUGCUGCAACAAGGAAAGAUCUUCUAAAAUGCAAUGUUACAUCAGAAAAUGAUUGGAAGAAUCACCUAUACAUACAAGAUUGGAAGAAAGAAACUCAUGAAGGUUACAAAGAAUCCAACUUAGGGAACCAAUGCACCCAUAGGUAUAAGAUAUACAUAGAAGGAAUUUCUUGGUCUGUUAGUGAGAAAUACAUUUUGGCAUGUGAUUCCAUGACAUUAUAUGUAAGACCCAAUUACUAUGAUUUUUUCAUAAGAGGCAUGGUUCCAUUACAACACUAUUGGCCUAUUAGAGAUGAUUCAAAAUGCACAUCUCUUAAGUUUGCUGUGGAAUGGGGCAACAACCAUGCUGAUAAGGCACAAGCAAUAGGAGAGGCUGCUAGCAGAUUCAUGCAAGAGGAUUUGGACAUGAACAAUAUAUAUGAUUACAUGUUUCAUCUUCUUGAUGGAUAUGCAAAGCUUUUGAGGUUCAAACCAACUAUACCUUUAGGAGCUGAGGAACUUUGUUCUGAAACUAUGGCAUGUGAUUAUAAAGGUACACAUAGGAAGUUCAUGGAGGAGUCAAUGGUGAUGUUUCCUAGAGAUUCAAAUCCAUGCAUUAUUCCUCCUCCAUAUGAUUCUUUGACGCUGCAAGAAGUUUUAGAGAGAAAAGCUAAUUCAACAAGACAGGUAGAAAUUUGGGAAGAUGAGUUUUUGCUGCAUAAAAACAAUGCACAAUAG
Lathyrus sativus (Indian pea) is the source of this 1548-nucleotide messenger RNA. The record is from the annotation of a GenBank genome assembly. NCBI's taxonomy places the organism in Eukaryota, Viridiplantae, Streptophyta, Magnoliopsida, Fabales, Fabaceae.